Phyllopteryx taeniolatus (common seadragon) is the source of this 1951-nucleotide messenger RNA. It is a transcript of the gene bcas1, whose product is annotated as brain enriched myelin associated protein 1. Gene Ontology annotation, biological process: myelination. Lineage: Eukaryota; Metazoa; Chordata; Actinopteri; Syngnathiformes; Syngnathidae. The coding region runs from base 274 to 1785 and encodes 503 amino acids. The record is from RefSeq and is a predicted model, not a curated record. The transcript has 15 exons.
UGCUCUUGAUGGUGAUGAAGAGGGCUCACUGAGGGAUCAGCUUGAACUAAUCAUGUGCCGUUGCCCAUCUUUUGGGCUUUACUUGGGGAAGAAAUCCUACUGAUUACUUAAACAACAGUCCCACCCAUCUGCAAGCACACAUAUAAUGGCCUGUCAACAAUAGUUGUAAGCACAGUUGGGCAGGAGCAGCGAGUCCACCCUUUCGAGAGAGGAGAAUCUUACUUACUUGACUUGAAGUGCAGCUUGGUAACCCUGCAUCUUUAGGUCUCAAGUAUGGGUAAUGAGCAUUCCAAGAACAAAGAUCCAAGUAAGCUCAAUCAGUGUGAUAAAAAUGGAGGACUGAAUGCCCUGACAGGAAACAACACAUCCAAUGGAUUAGAGAUUGAUGUUAACAGUUUGACCCAAAACCAACAAAACGGCAAGGCUGCAGCAUUAAAUCCUGCCACAGAAUCUGAAUAUGUGGUGGUGCAAUCGGACAGUCAGGAUGCUGAAUCCGAAGAUGUUCCCGAAAAGCUGGCUGCCACCCCCCAGAGAGAAGAAGCUGAGAAACAUGAAGGAAAGGUGCAACUUUUCGACAAAAUAUUCAAAAAGAAAGGAGAAACAGAUGCACCGGUUGACGCAGAGAGUAUCACUGAAGAAGAGACCCAUAAGAAUAUUGCAAGAGAUGCAAAUCUUCCUUGCACUGACACACUUUUGGAGACAGCUAACCAAAAGCCAGAGGCACUGACGGAACCAGAACAAACUGACAACGCUAACAGUCCACCCACAGAAGAGGAGACUAACCUAGAAGAGAGUCCAGUUAUGAACUUCUUCAAAAAUUUAAAUUUAACGGUGACUGUCCCUUCCCUUGUUCGGCAGAUGUCAUCCACUAAAACGUCCAAAAAGGAAACUCCUGAAGUCCCAAAGGAUCAGCGGCAGAGGGAGAACCAGUCCGCGCCAACCACCACUGUUGUACAAGUGUCUGAUCCUCCUGCAGCCUCCAAGGGAAUGGUGAUCCCACCACCUCCUCCUCCUCCAGAGCUUCCAAAACUGGAAGUCAAAGCAGAGCCAAGUGGCAAACCAGCCAAACCCACCACCUCAAAAGAAAAAACAAAAGCUGCGCCAAAGAGUGUGGAAUCUUCGAAAGGGAAGUCAACCAAAGAUGUUCUGAGCAAAUUCUUCCGUCCAAAGACUAACAAGGAGACACAACUGCAAGCAAUAGAAGCUGAAGUCUAUCCAAUUGUAGAAAAAGAGGACACUCCAGUGGAUGUGCCAGAAGCAGUUGUAGAGGUGAAGGCCGAAGAACCUCAGCAGACACCAGAGGAGGCAACACAGAUGGUUGUAGACGAGAAGUUCACUGUAGAGGGACCGCAACCAGAGGUAGGAAACAAGAAGGUGGAUCCUUGUAAAGGUGGGACUCUCGAGGCCCCUGCCAAGCCAGAACCGCCAGCUCUGGUUCACGAGGAGAAGAAAACACCAUCAAAAUCACCCUUCUUCUCUUUGUUCAAGCCUAAAGCUAGUGACCCCAAGAAGGCAAGCCCUGCCCCUGCCAAAGCAGCAGACGCACUUCCCACAGUAAAGGUCAAAGAGGAAUCCAAAGCAGCGGUCAAGUCUUGCGAGGUGAUCAUAGACGACAAAGUGGCCUCGGUGGCCCCCAAAGCUGUCGACAGUGCUGCCAAUGCGGCCCGGAAGUCAGAGAAGAGGAACUCCAUCCAGCUCUUCUUGAAACAUCUGGGCCAGAAACGUCACUCGACAGACGCCGGGGUCCAGACCGAGCCAGUGACCGUGGCUCCAGCAGCCAAAUGAAAUCAGAAUCAACACUGAAGUUCUGCUGUAUAUACUCCCCUCUGUCUUUAUUUUUCUCUUUGGCUCAUGCCUCCAUUUUGCAGAACCAUCAUAUUAAUAAUUGCUUGUUUUUGUCCAUUUAGCAGGUUAAAGGUUAAUACAACUUGGGGGGGGGGGGGGGGGGGGG